Anopheles nili is the source of this 1116-nucleotide messenger RNA. RefSeq names its product dimethyladenosine transferase 1, mitochondrial (gene mtTFB1). Gene Ontology annotation, molecular function: mitochondrial transcription factor activity; rRNA (adenine-N6,N6-)-dimethyltransferase activity. Lineage: Eukaryota; Metazoa; Arthropoda; Insecta; Diptera; Culicidae. The record is from RefSeq and is a predicted model, not a curated record. The coding region runs from base 1 to 1059 and encodes 352 amino acids. Gene Ontology annotation, biological process: rRNA methylation; transcription initiation at mitochondrial promoter. The transcript has a single exon. Gene Ontology annotation, cellular component: mitochondrial matrix.
AUGGCUGCGACUACAAAAAUAUCGAAAGCUCUUACUUCAAGCGGAAUCCGAUUGCCGCCCCUACCGACAAUUCGCGACCUUGUAAAAUUGUACCAGCUGCGUGCUAUCAAGCAGUUGUCGCAAAACUUCCUCAUGGAUGAGCGGCUGACGAAUAAAAUAGUGCGCGCGGCAGGGAACAUUCGGGACCACUACGUGCUUGAAGUUGGACCUGGACCGGGCGGUAUAACCCGUUCGAUCAUUCGCCAAAAUCCACGCCAUCUCGUGGUGGUAGAAAAGGAUCGACGCUUCAUGCCCACGAUGGAAAUGCUGGCGGAGGUGGCCCAACCGUUCCUACGAAUGGAAAUCGUAAGAGGAGACAUACUGGAUUAUCGAAUCGAGCACGCCUUUCCCGACUGUCCGCAGCACGAUUGGAUGGAUGAGCGACGGGCGCCGGUACAUCUAAUCGGAAACCUUCCGUUCGCUAUCUCCACACGUCUGCUUAUUAACUGGCUGCGAGAUAUGAGCCUUCGACGAGGCGCCUGGUCGUAUGGGCGAGCCAGCUUGACGCUUACUUUUCAGAAAGAGGUAGCUGAACGGAUCGUUGCACCGAUACUGUCCGAUCAACGUUGCCGCCUCUCCGUGAUGAAUCAAAUCUGGAGCAAACCGGAAUUACGCUUCAUGAUCUCGGGCCGAGCAUUUGUGCCGAAACCGGACGUCGACGUUGGUGUCGUUACGAUUGUCCCACUACAGACACCUUUAACGCAGGUGCACUUCGACACGGUUGAGAAGGUCGUACGGCACAUAUUUUCCAUGCGGCAAAAGUACUGCCGACGAGGUGUAUCCAAUCUGUACCCACCGGCGAUGCGCGAGGAACUUACAGAGGCUACAUUCAAGAAAGCGGACGUUGAUCCUCUGGCGCGCUCUUUCCAGUUGUCGGUGGCCGAAUGUUUGCGCAUCGUGGAGGCAUACGAUGAAUUGCUAAAACAGCAUCCAGAAAUUGCCGGAUAUGAUUACCGUGCAGCAAAAGUCAAAGGAGUAGCAAGCGUGGAUGAUGAACUGGAUAGUGACGUAGAGCGAUAAUUCUGGUGCAUGUGACAUGUUUAUGAAUAGUAAUAAAGAUGUGAAAUCGUAGAAGCA